Knipowitschia caucasica is the source of this 330-nucleotide messenger RNA. NCBI's taxonomy places the organism in Eukaryota, Metazoa, Chordata, Actinopteri, Gobiiformes, Gobiidae. The record is from the annotation of a GenBank genome assembly.
AUGCCCUCUGUGAACACGGGCUUUAGGAAGUGUUGUCUGGACCAUGGGAAAGCAGCCUCCCAUGUGGAAACACUGGAGCUGACUUACCUUCUGACACAGAGCGGAAAGAGCUGGGGUUCAUUCGUCUGUUUGUCUCUGGACCCGGGCCUGCAGGAUCCAGCCUCGUCUCCAUGGAAACCCCUGUGUGGACAUGAGGCAGCUGAAGUUGUCAGUGCUGGCCGCUCUCCUGGUCGAGUCGUGUCUAAAAUCUCUGGUGUGUUUUCUCAAUCCACUCCUGCUGUCUCCGAAGCACAGUCCAGGUGUGAGGUCAUGCUGAGGCAGUGGUCCUGA